This is a messenger RNA of Frieseomelitta varia, 11633 nucleotides long. RefSeq names its product dynein axonemal heavy chain 7-like. The transcript has 46 exons. Gene Ontology annotation, molecular function: minus-end-directed microtubule motor activity; ATP binding; dynein intermediate chain binding. The record is from RefSeq and is a predicted model, not a curated record. Gene Ontology annotation, biological process: microtubule-based movement. Gene Ontology annotation, cellular component: dynein complex. NCBI's taxonomy places the organism in Eukaryota, Metazoa, Arthropoda, Insecta, Hymenoptera, Apidae. The coding region runs from base 603 to 11564 and encodes 3653 amino acids.
AAAAAUGAUCAUAUUUUCAAAUUAAAAAUUUGAAUAAAUCCAGAUACAUAUUAGUCGUUUGUAAUUUAGACGCAAAUCUUUGGGGAAAACAGAACUUAUGUAUGUAUGUACUUUCUAGGUUAGCAAAUUAUUAUUUGAAAACAGCUAUUUCUUGAUUCCAAGUAUGACUACAACAAUACGAGUGCAAAAAAAGAAAAAUAAACAAUGAUAGAUUGUAAUUUUAUUUCGUAGAAAUAUUCGACACAACAUUAUGUCUUAUACUUAUCGAUUCAUCGUUUAAUACGUUAUAGUAAUUUGUGUCAUGUGCGACUUAUUCGAUUGUUAACAAAUCAACCUGAUCGAUUUAACUCAUUUCUACGCAGUAACUAUUUACAUAUAUAGCUACAUAGUUACGAUUUUCAAGCAGACAUUUUAUAUUUUAUGAUGCAAGCUGCAAUAUUUUUAUUUUACGUGGUUCUAGAAAACCAGUAGACGUCUGUAUUUAUAUCUGUGUUACGUUCGAUUUUGGAAAGAAGUAGAAUAUCAAGUACAUAUUUGUCAAGCGAGGCCGAUUCAUAUCGUACGGUGACAUUGCUCGAAUUGUAGAAAGAUAUUUUAAAAAUAUGUAUAAAUAUUUAUCACUGUGCCAAGAAAGAGAAAAGUUUCGUGCUCGGCUUAUUGAUGUAAUAAAGCAGAGAAGAAAGAGAGAAAAAGAAAAAGUGUUUUAUAAGAUUGAUACGUGUAUAGAUGAAAUAGGAGAAGGAGAGGAGGCGGAAAAGAACAUAAUUGUAGAAAAUAACGAUGAUAUUUUACGGUACUACUAUUAUUUGACACAAGGCAUCGAUGAUACUUACGUAGGAUCAAUGGAUGCCGAUCUUUUAAAAAAUAUACUGAAACGUAUCCCAACCAAAUGGAAAGACAAAUUUAAAGAAUCAGUAAAUCGUUUAGUGAAGGAAGUGAAGGAGGGAUACAUAUUGAAUGUGAAGAAGUCAGUUAUAGAAUUCGUUAUCGGAGACUCGAUAUACUCUUCAUUAGGACAGUUUACUGCAUUUGAAAAAAAUGAACAAUUCGAAAGAAUACGAUUUCCGAAAGAACACGAAGUUAACUAUCGAUGGAACAGAGCAAAGCUUGAAAGAAGAAUUAUAUUAUAUCGUCCUGUUGUACGACGAAUUUUCGACUAUUGGUAUCGCGAAUUCAGCAUAGGGAAUGAAUAUCAACGCAUCGUAGAUCGUGCGCUAAGAGUUCCAAUAAAUACCAGGGAAUUGAUUGAUCUUCGAAAAUUUAUAAAUAUCACGGAAACAGAAACUGCUAGUGAACUUGAAAAUCGACUAAAAGAAAUUAUCAAAUAUAUACUUGUUUUAUCAGAUUAUUCCAUCCUAAGUCCUGUUGAGUUGAAAAUCAAUAAUUUUGCUUUUCAAUGGUAUUACAAACUUGCGGAUAUCUUCGAGCAACACCGAGCGAUAGUUAUGAGUAAAAUUGGAGAGUUCCAAAAUAUCCUUAAGAAAAAGAUAGAACAACUUGAACGAGAACUUGAAAUAUAUGCGAAACAUUGCAACGAAUUACAAUAUUGGGGUAACAUCGAGGAAAUAUAUCGAUAUAAGAAGAAAGCUGAUCGCCUGGAGAACAAACUGAUCACCGCGAUGGAUACAAUUGAUGAAUUUAACGAAGAAGAGGAACUAUUUGGUUGGGAACUGUCUCAGUAUCCUUUACGAAAAACAACAGCGGAUAAAUUGGUGCCAUAUAAAAGAUUGUACGAUACGACAUGCGAAUUUUUAACAAACUAUGACACGUGGAUGAAUUCGAUGAUAGGUUCUUAUGAACCAGAGGCGAUCGAAACAGCGACAGCAGUUGCUUACAGAACAAUCUACAAGUUAGAAAAAUCUAUACAAGAACCAAAAGCAAAAAGGCUCGUUGAAACCAUACGAACAAAAAUAGAAGAAUUCAAAGAACACAUGCCUGUAAUUGCUACUCUUGGAAAUCCUUCCCUAAAGAGUCGACACUGGGAACAAAUAUCGGAAAUUGUUGGUUUUCCUAUAAAAGUUGACGAGUCGAUGACGCUUGCCAAAAUCCUCGAUUACGGUUUAGCUGAUUACGUUACAAAAUUCGAAGCAAUAUCGGAAGCAGCAACAAAGGAAGGGAACUUGGAAAGAGCACUCGCUCGAAUGCAUCUUGAUUGGACAGAAAUCGCAUUCGUGGUUAAUCCUUAUCGCGAUACAGGCACCUACGUAAUUGCAAGCAUUGAUGACAUACAAUUACUUUUGGACGAUCACUUGAUUAAGACUCAAACUAUGAAAAAUUCUCUUUACAUCAAACCAUUUGAGAAGGAGACUUUAGAUUGGGAAUCGAAGCUACUCUUGUUACAAAGUAUCAUCGAUCAUUGGUUGCAAGUCCAAGCAAUAUGGAUGUACCUUGAGCCGAUAUUUUCGUCACCUGAUAUUCAGCAGCAAAUGCCAGAGGAAGGACGACGUUUCAGUGCUGUGGAUAAGAUUUGGAGAGAAAUUAUGUCAUCUGUAGCAGCGGAUCCUCGAGUUAUGUCGGUCGUUGAAAUCGACAAAAUGCUUGAACGAUUGAAAAAAUGUAUAAAUUUACUAGAUCUAGUACAAAAAGGACUUACUGCCUAUUUGGAAAAGAAAAGAUUAUAUUUUCCGAGAUUUUUCUUUUUGUCCAACGAUGAACUUUUGGAAAUAUUGUCAGAAACAAAAGAUCCUACCAGAGUACAGCCGCAUCUAAAAAAAUGCUUCGAAGGAAUUGCACAAGUAAACUUCACGGUCGAUUUGGAAAUAACAAUUAUAAAAUCCUCCGAAGGAGAGGAGAUUAUUCUCCAAGACAUUAUCGACACAACGGCAGCUCGUGGUCAGGUUGAAAAGUGGUUACUCGAACUAGAAUCCUCGAUGAAGAAGAGCGUUAAAGCACAGGUGGUGCUAGCAAAGGAUGCGUAUUUAAAGCAAAUCAGAUCAAAAUGGGCAUUAGAAUGGCCUGGUCAGACUAUUCUCUGUAUAAGUAAGCUUUAUUGGACAGCUGAUGUGACGGCAGUGUUGUCUAAGAUGGAUUUGAUGGAUUUGAAGAAGUAUGUCGACAAUUGUACGAACGAAUUGAAUGAAAUAGUUAAACUAGUACGUGGUACAUUGUCAAUGCAAAAUCGUAUAACAUUAGAGGCAUUGGUUACAAUGGAUGUCCAUAGCCGAGAUGUUGUAGCAGAAUUGUACAAAGAACGGGUCAUCACUGCUACUGAUUUCAAGUGGUUGGCUCAAUUGAGGUACUAUUGGAUGGACGAAGAUUUAUGGUCAACGAUGAUAAAUACGUCGUUAAAGUAUGCGUACGAGUACUUGGGUAACACAUCUAGAUUGGUCAUAACACCGUUGACCGAUAGAUGUUAUCGAACGCUGUUUAGCGCGCUAAGCUUACAUCUUGGCGGCGCGCCCGAAGGUCCGGCGGGAACUGGAAAAACCGAAACUACUAAGGACUUAGCUAAGGCUGUAGCAAAGCAAUGCGUUGUAUUCAAUUGCUCGGAAGGUCUCGAUUACAUCGCUCUGGGUAAAUUUUUUAAGGGAUUAGCAAGUACUGGAGCGUGGUCUUGUUUCGAUGAAUUUAAUCGGAUAGAUCUCGAAGUGUUAUCAGUAGUGGCUCAACAGAUUCUAACGAUUCAACGAGCUAUUAACGCUGGAUUGACCAAGCUAGAUUUCGAAAAUACCGAAAUCAAAUUGGAUCCUACUUGUGCUGUUUUCAUUACAAUGAAUCCUGGCUAUGCUGGAAGAACUGAACUUCCCGAUAAUUUAAAAGCCCUGUUUCGUCCAGUAGCAAUGAUGGUGCCAGAUUACGCUCUGAUAGCUGAAAAUACAUUGUACUCGUAUGGAUUUUAUGAGGCACGACCGCUUUCAAUAAAGAUCGUAACAGCUUAUAGGCUAUGCUCGGAACAACUGUCGAGUCAAAAUCAUUACGAUUAUGGGAUGAGGGCAGUAAAAUCUGUUCUGAUAGCUGCUGGCAAUUUAAAAAUAAGAUAUCCAGAAGAAAAUGAGAAUAUUUUAAUAUUGCGUAGCAUCAAAGACGUGAAUUUGCCUAAAUUUCUUGGCGAAGACUUGCCAUUAUUCAACGGUAUCAUGUCGGAUCUCUUUCCUGGUAUUGAACUUCCAGAGCCAGACUAUACCGACUUGAAUACAUGUAUUUAUGAUGCUUGCUCGGCUUCGAAUUUACAAUGUAACGCCUGGUUUUUGGAAAAAAUACAACAAAUAUACGAGAUGAUGAUCAUUCGACAUGGAUUUAUGAUUGUUGGCUUUCCAUUUGCUGGAAAGACAGCAGCGUAUAAUGUUCUGGCUAACGCGUUAAAACUUUGCGAAGAACGAAACCUGAUAAACGAACAUAAAGUAGAAAUGUUUGUAAUGAAUCCUAAAGCUGUUACAUUGGGUCAGUUAUAUGGGCAAUUCGAUCCGAUAUCUCGCGAAUGGUCCGAUGGUGUUUUGGCCAUCAGUUAUCGUGCUUUUGCAACAUCGACCAACGAAAAUCGCAAGUGGUUGAUUUUUGAUGGACCGAUAGACGCGGUAUGGAUCGAAAGUAUGAACACUGUACUGGACGAUAACAAGAAACUUUGUUUAAUGAGUGGAGAAAUUAUUCAACUAGCACCGUAUACAAAUUUGAUAUUCGAAACGAUGGAUUUAGAACAUGCUUCACCUGCCACAGUUUCUCGCUGUGGAAUGAUUUACAUGGAACCAGACGCACUUGGUUGGAAUCUUGUGCUUAAAUCUUGGAUAGCUGAUACCCCGCCUGUGAUAAAUACGUGGUUAAAAAACUUUCUGUAUGAGUCGUUAUUUCAAAGAUUUUGUGACCCUAUAAUUCACUGGUCACACUAUGAAUAUGUUCAGAAAAUUUGUCCAAUGCCGGAUACAAAUCUUGUGCGUUCAUUGACGUAUCUAAUGGAUUGUUUUCUCGAUGAAUAUCGCGACGUGAAAGUUGCCAAAGAUAUCGACGAAUUGGAUCUACGAGCACAACUCGAGGGUUCAUUUUUCUUUUCGUGUAUCUGGGGACUAGGAGGUACACUGAAUGUAAAGUCGAGAGAGCAAUUCAGCGUUCUCUUUCGUGGCUUUCUCGAAAGAAAUUUUCCUUUAGAUUUAGUGGAAAUAUUCGGGUUGCCGAAACCAAUAGAACCACCUUUAAAACCAUAUAUAUUUGUUAUGCCACGAGAUGGUCUUGUCUUUGAUUACAGAUUUAUUAAAGAGGGCAAAGGAAAAUGGAAACUAUGGUCCGAUGAAUUGCUUGACACUCCACCGAUUCCUCGUGACAUUCCUGUGAAUCAAAUAAUAGUACCUACCAUCGAGACGAUACGAUACACAGCCCUAUUUCGUUUGUUAGUGGCUAACGGGAAACCAGUGCUAUUCGUAGGCCCUACUGGAACUGGAAAGUCGGUCUAUACCAUUGAUUUUUUAUUAAAGAAAAAUAAUCCUGCAGUGAAUAAACCAUUAAUCAUAAAUUUCUCCGCACAAACUACGGCGAAUCAAACCCAAGAUACGAUUAUGGAAAAACUGGAUAGACGACGCAAAGGUGUUUACGGAGCGCCUAUAGGUAAACGGUGGAUCAUUUUUGUCGAUGAUCUUUCAAUGCCAAUGAAAGAAAUUUACGGAGCACAACCUCCGAUCGAAUUGUUACGUCAAUGGCUAGAUCACGGAGAAUGGUUCGACAGAAAAGAGAAAAGUAUGAUAAAAUUGAUCGAUGUUCAUCUAAUGUGUGCUAUGGCUCCGCCAUAUCGUGGUGGAAGAGACGUUACACCUCGAUUUAAAAGACACUUUGUCGUUUUAACGAUAUCGGAAUUCGAAGACGAAGUAAUGACUAUGAUAUUUAGUAAAAUCGUUCUCUGGCAUCUUGAUACAAGAGGAUUCAGUAAAGAGUUUGAUCCAUGCAUCGAUGAAAUCGUUCUUGGCACGUUGGAUAUAUAUAAGGAGAGUCUCUCGAAUCUUUUACCAACGCCGGCCAAAUGUCAUUAUGUCUUUAAUCUUCGCGACUUCUCCAAAGUGAUACAGGGUGUUCUGUUAUCCGUCCCAGAAACUAUGCCAAGCUUAGUCAACAUGAGAAGACUCUGGGUUCAUGAGGCACUACGAGUUUUUGGAGAUCGUUUGAUAGACCAAGAAGAUAUCUCUUGGCUAGUGAAGCAAAUACGCCUUACUUUGAACAGUCGAAUGAACGUGUUAAUGGAAGAAUUGUUUGAGGACCUUUUACCCUCGCAGAAGGGAAAAAUCUUGAAUGACGAAUCACAAUCACAAGCAAUAAUCACCGAGCAAGAACUUCGGAAUUUAGUGUAUUGCGACUUCGGGGAUACAAAAAUAGAUACGCGACUGUAUCAAGAGGUUUCAAAUCUCGAGCAAUUACGAGAAAUAGUAGAAACUUAUUUGGCUGAAUACAAUGCAAUGUCUAGAAAGCCGAUGAACUUGGUGUUAUUCCGGUUUGCUAUUGAACAUUUGGCACGAAUUUCCCGUAUUAUCAAACAACCACGAAGUCACGCGCUUCUCGUCGGAGUCGGGGGUACAGGAAGGCAAUCGUUGACCAGGCUAGCCUCGCAUAUAUGCGACUACGAUGUUUUUCAAAUUGAAGUUACUCAGCAAUAUGGAACUCAUGCAUGGCACGAAGAUAUAAAAGGAAUACUGAAACGUGCGACUGCCACCGAUCUUCAUUCCACUUUCCUCUUUUCCGACACUCAAAUUAAACACGAGAACUUCCUCGAAGACAUUAGCAAUCUGCUUAAUUCUGGAGAGAUACCGAAUAUAUUUACUGCCGAAGAACUGGCAGAAAUAUGUGAACAGAUGAGGAAAAUAGACAGACAGCGGGACCGAGCAGUGCAAACGGAUGGAAGCGCAGUAGCUUUGUUUAAUCUCUUUGUCCAGAUAACUCGUGAUCAACUUCACAUCGUGAUAAUGAUGUCUCCGAUUGGAAGUAAUUUUCGCAAUCGGAUUAGGAAAUUUCCGGCAUUGGUGAACUGUUGCGCCAUUGAUUGGCUCCAGCCGUGGCCAGAGGAUGCUUUGUUGGCGGUUGCAACUAAAUUUCUGUCGACGAUCGAAUUGACGGAUGACGAAAGAACCGCCGGUAUUGACAUGUGUCAAUUCUUUCACGUUUCCACGCAAAAUACAAGCGCAGAGUUCUUGAUUCGACUGGGUAGACACGUUUACGUCACUCCAAUUUCAUACCUUGAAAUGAUAAAUACAUUUAAAGAUCUGUUGACAAGAAAACGAGAAGAAAUAAUGAUGGCAAAAAUUCGAUAUGAACGUGGUUUGGGCCAGUUAGAUGAAACGCAAAAACAAGUAGUAACGAUGCAAGAGAUUCUUAAAUCGUUGCAACCGCAACUAAUAACUGCCACCCAAGAUGUCGAAAGAAUGUUGCAGGAAGUUGAUCGAGAAAGACAAGAAGUGGCGGAAUUUGAGAAAAUUGUGAAAAUCGACGAAAGUGCAGCUGAGAUUUAUGCGAACGAAGCAGCUGCAAUUAAAGCAGAAUGCGAUGCUGAUUUAAGUGAAGCGAUGCCGAUUCUGAAACGUGCUCAAGCCGCAUUAGACACUUUGACGACAGCUGACAUCGCCAUAGUAAGAGCGAUGAAGAAACCACCGCAAGGAGUGAGAUUGAUCGUCGAAAGCGUCUGUGUACUCAAGCAAAUAAAACCAGAGAGAGUUCAACAACCUGACGGCACAUACGUCGAGGAUUAUUGGAGGGCAGCUCUUAGAAUGUUGAGCGACGUAAAAUUCCUCGAUUCGUUACUGAAUUUUGACAAAGAUAAUAUUCCUGAUGCGGUGAUUGAGAAAAUUCGAAAGGAAUACUUGACUAAUCCGGAUUUCAAUCCUGAGAAGAUAAAGAAAGUGUCAGCAGCAUGCGAGGGAUUGUGUCGAUGGGUAUACGCAAUGUCAGAAUAUGAUAAAGUAUCGAAAGUAGUUGCUCCGAAAAAGAAAGCUCUGGCAGAAGCUCAGGAGGUUUACAACGAAGCUAUGAAUAAUUUAAAAGCAAAACGAGAACAACUUCGACAAGUACAGGAAAGGUUGAAAACGUUGGAAAAUCUUUUGGAACAAAGAAAAAUGGCUUUUCAAGCAAUGUCCGACAAAGUGGCAGACUGCGAAAUUAAGCUAAAACGUGCCGAAGACUUGAUCGGAGGACUGGGUGGAGAAUACACGCGUUGGUCCGAUACAGCGAAAUCUUUAGGAGAAAGAUAUCAGCGAUUAAUGGGUGAUGUUGUGAUUGCCUCGGGCGUAAUCGCGUACCUAGCUCCAUUCACAAUGCCGUUUCGUCUUCGACAAAUUGCUUUAUGGGUAAAACGAUGUACCGAUUUACAAGUAAUUUGUAGUUCAGACUUUCAAUUACGUGAUAUUCUUGGAGACCCAGUAUUAAUCAGGUCUUGGAAUAUUUUCGGACUUCCGAACGAUGCAUUUUCGAUCGACAACAGUAUUAUCAUCAAAAAUGCAAGAAGGUGGCCACUUAUAAUAGAUCCUCAAGGUCAAGCCAACAGGUGGAUAAAAAACAUGGAAAAACAAAAUAACGUGAAUAUUAUUCGGCUAACUCAGCCAGAUUACGGCCGAGUGUUGGAAAACGCGUUGCAACUUGGAUUACCGGUACUUCUCGAACAUGUUGACGAAGAAUUGGACGCAAUGCUCGAACCGAUUUUACUUAAAGAAACAUUCAAGCAAGCUGGUGUGCUCUGUAUAAAAUUUGGUGACGCAAUUAUCGAGUACAAUAGUAAUUUUAGACUGUACAUUACCACAAGAUUAAGAAAUCCACAUUACUUACCAGAGAUAGCGGUCAAAGUAACGUUGCUAAAUUUUAUGAUAACACCAACCGGAUUGGAAGACCAAUUAUUGGGCAUUGUUGUAGCAAAGGAAAGACCAGAUCUGGAAUCAGAAAAGAAUGUUUUGAUUGUGCAGGGAGCUGCAAACAAAAGGCUGUUGCGAGAAACAGAGGACAAAAUCUUGGAAAUAUUAUCGAUUGCCGAGGGUAACAUUCUGGAGGACGAAGAAGCGAUAGAUAUCUUAACAUCGUCUAAAAAUUUGAGCGACGAAAUUCAAGUGAAACAAACAGUAGCUGAACAAACAGAAAAAUCAAUCGACGAAGCCAGAUUGCAGUACACGUCUAUCGCCGUGUAUUCGACCAUAUUGUUUUUUACCACUGCCGUCUUGGUAAAUAUCGAUCCCAUGUAUCAGUAUUCAUUGUCAUGGUUUGUAAAUUUGUUUGAACUGACCAUUGAUCAUACGGAACCAGCGGAGACGGUCGAACAACGAUUAAAAGAUCUUAUGAAAUAUUUCACGUAUUCCCUGUACGCGAACAUUUGUAGAUCUUUAUUCGAGAAGGACAAGUUACUGUUUUCUUUGUUACUGACGGUCAAUUUGCUUAAACAACGAGGGCAACUUUCUCCAUCGCAUUGGAUAUUUUUGUUGACGGGUGGAAUCGGUAUCGAUAAUCCAUACGUAAAUCCGACAGCAUGGCUACCGAUUAAACAGUGGAACGAACUAUGUAAUCUUGACGAGGUGCAAGAGUUUUCAGGUAUUCGAGAAGCAUUUACUAAUAAUAUCGUCGAAUGGAAACGAUUAUUCGACUCGAAGGAACCACAAACCGAAGCCAUCCCUUCGCCGUUUCAACAUUUGGAUCUAUUUAAAAAAAUGUUGAUACUAAGAUGCAUUCGUCCCGAUAAAAUUCUCCCAGCGGCACAAAGUUUCGUUGAGGCGGAACUUGGUUCGCAAUUUAUCGAACCGCCACCGUUCGACUUGGCUUCCACUUAUGCCGAUUCAAAUUGCUGCAUUCCACUGAUAUUUAUAUUGACACCCGGUACUGAUCCAGCGCAAUUACUACUCACGUUUGCGGAUGAACAAGGCUAUAGCGUCAACCGCUUUUUCUCUAUUUCUCUUGGUCAAGGACAAGGACCAAUUGCCGAGGAAAUAAUUCAAACCGCUGUGAUAGUUGGUAACUGGGUUGUUUUGCAAAACUGUCACUUGGCUGUCAGUUGGAUGAGUACGUUGGAAAAAAUUUGCGAAGGUCUGAUGCCCGAUACGAUUCACCCAGAGUUUCGCCUUUGGUUAACAAGCUACCCGUCCGAACACUUUCCUACCUCGGUUCUAGAGAACAGUAUAAAGAUGACAAAUGAACCACCAAAAGGUUUAAGGGCUAAUAUCAUUAGAUCGUACGCCAAUGAUCCGAUUAGUGAUCCGGAUUUUUUCGAAUCUUGCUCUCAAACUGAAAACUUCAAGAAGCUUCUUUAUUCGUUGUGUUUUUUCCAUGCUGUGAUCCAGGAAAGACGACAAUUUGGCUCGAUCGGUUGGAACAUUAGAUACGAAUUUAACGAGACCGAUCUUCGAAUCAGCGUUUUACAAUUACAUGCUUUUCUUGAUCAGUUUGAAGAUGUGAAAUUCGAUGCUCUCAAGUAUUUGACUGGAGAAUGCAACUACGGUGGAAGAGUUACAGAUAAUUGGGAUCGCAGAACUUUAAAUACUAUUCUGUCGAAAUUUUAUUGCGAAGAAUCACUUGCCAAGAAAUAUUAUUAUUUCGAUGAUACUUCGACGAUUUAUUAUUGCCCAAACGUACGAGAACACGAAGCGUUCGUUGAAUACACCAAAAAUUUACCCUUAAUCACGGAACCGAGUGUUUUUGGGAUGAACGAAAAUGCGGAUAUUAUCAAGGAUCAGCGUGAAACGAACUUUUUAUUUUCGUCGCUUCUGUUAACUCAGGAUCGUGUGGAUCUCUGGCAAUUGAGACAGGAGAGAAUCGAGUCUCCAACUGGACAAUUCACGAACGAUGAGAUAGUACUUAGAAUGUCAAAUGAUAUUUUAGAAAAAUUGCCAGAUGACUAUGACCUUGUGUCGGCACUUAAAAAAUACCCAAUGUCUUACGAACAGAGUAUGAAUACUGUGUUAAUACAAGAAAUGGGAAGAUUUAACAAACUUCUCAGCUAUAUUAAAGCCAGUUUGGAAAAUGUUAUACGAGCUAUUAAAGGUAUUGUCGUCAUGUCAUUUGAAUUAGAAGAUAUCUAUGAUGCUAUUUUAAUGAACAAGAUACCUGCUUUAUGGCAACAAUAUUCGUACCCAUCGCUAAAGCCGCUUGGUAGUUACGUACACGAUUUAUUAAAUCGUUUAAAUUUCUUUAAAGAAUGGUAUGAAAAGGGAGCACCGAACAUUUAUUGGAUCUCAGGGUUCUACUUUACUCAAGCAUUCCUCACAGGGACCAGGCAAAAUUAUGCGAGAAAAUAUCAAAUACCUAUAGACCUUUUAAUUUUUGACUUCUUUGUAUUAGAUUCUGAUACAAUAUCCAUACAACAUCCUCCCGAGGAUGGAGUUUAUAUACACGGAUUAUUUUUAGAUGGAGCUAGAUUUAAUACGGAACAAAUGAUUUUAGACGAAAGUUUGCCAAAAGUACUUUAUGAACCUAUGCUUCCUAUGUGGUUGUUACCCAUGAAAAAAGAAGAUAUAAAAGAAAGAGUAACAUACGAAUGUCCUGUAUAUAAAACUAGCGAAAGACGAGGAGUAUUAUCAACCACUGGACAUUCAACAAAUUUUGUUAUCGCUAUAACUUUACCUACAUUGAAAUCACAAGAACAUUGGGUUAUGAGAGGAGUCGCACUGCUUUGUCAGCUCUCUGAAUAAAAACUAUUUUUUCAUUUCUUUCUCUUAAAUUCAUCUUUAAAACACAUCAAUCAAUUAAAUUUCUAAUUA